Molecule: messenger RNA, 231 nt
Organism: Linum trigynum
Lineage: Eukaryota; Viridiplantae; Streptophyta; Magnoliopsida; Malpighiales; Linaceae
Source: the annotation of a GenBank genome assembly
AUGCACCAGAUGAGAGUUGGAGAGUCUCCCAAGAGUGAGAUGAUCACGGGAGGGAUGUUGAGCUUCUCCACGAAGCUAUCGUAUAUAGCUACCAUUGAACUCUGUUCCUUUACAGAUAUAGAAGAUGUAAAUGAGUGUGGUGGUCAUGGUUGGCUGAAGCACCAAAGAGACCAAGAACUCCCUAGUGGGAACCUCAAAUGCCAUUUCUAUGAUGCCAAAGAGCUUGGAUAG